UUGUAUAAGAAGACGCCGCUUGAAGUAGGUGUUUAUCAGAUGUUCGCUGAAAUCUCUAGCUGUCAUUUCAUUCUCGUCAACUUUGCUCAUUCGCCUCGGCUCAAUGGAGACAUGCUGAUAGAGCUUUAACGCUGUUACACGUGCACAAAAUGGGAGACUGGGGACUGUCUCUACUGCUCAUCUUUUCGACAGUAGUUCACGAGAUCUCCGCUGUACACGGCAAACCGUUUCCUUGGCAGAGCCGGCACGGUUUCCUCUCAAGCAGCGAAUUCUACUCACCCACCCAGUACCGGAAGACGCCCUCAGGGACGAGAAUCACCAGCAAUCCCUUCAGUAUUCAGGGUCAUUCACGUCAGAAACUUGACAAAACUCCAUUCCAGUUCGAACAGUUGAAUCCACAUCAACGUUGUGUGAAGAAAGCGAAUGACCACACUUCAGCAUCAAGAUUCCGGGACCUAAUCGUUAGUCUAGGUGCAGGGGGCUUGGUCAAACAUCCAUCUUUAUCAGCGUCUAACCGUUAUCACCAGAGUGGCCUUAGACGUUCGACAAGAUCGCAGGUGAAUGAAAAUCAUUUUCUACUCCCAUUUCUUCAAACGAUUAGUUCGCAUUUUGGUGAAUACCUCCGCAGGGUCCUGGGAUGUCAGGCAGAACAUAGAACUUACGUCGCCCAACCAAGAAGCUCUCGUUUAUCCGCUCCGUCUGUAGACCCAAUACAAUCAAUUUCAUCAUCAUCAUCCUCAUUAAACGAGCAGCCACAGUCUCAUUCAUCUCUUAUAUCUGAAAGAUCUGCACCUCAGGUACCAAACAUCCCUAUCCUGCCACCCUUUAAACAAAGACCAUACACUAAAGGGAAGACAGAAUCACAAGAGCCUCGAACGCCCAUCUUCCCCAGUACAAGGCAAGUUGGACAUCACAAAGCGCCCUCUACGGCUUCCUUUCCAAAGUCAUCAGUAUCACCAUCCAGACCGAUACAGAGAUCACCGCACAUUGAUAAACCAUUGGAACCACCAAGGAUUGAAGAUAUCGUGAACACCGAAGAGGUGAACAUCAAUUCACAGUCAUCAAGGUCGGAUAGUUCUGUACCACAGCCAUUUGAAGAACUGCCUUUCUCCCCGCCACCAGUCGAUAUGAGUGGUCUACCACCCCCUGUAUUUGCAAGUAGUGAUUCCAGUGCGUCAUCUCUCCCGGAUAUUGUUCAGACGAUUUCAGAUUCCUCUUCUCGCUUCACACCCGUAAACCCUUCAAUUACUUUCACUUCACCCGGUUUACAGCCGCACCGAAUGAGCGAGGUAUCACUGCUUCCAACAACCGCCGAUCCGACUGGGUCGUCGCCACCACCCUCCAGUCCUGUUACUACUUUAAGUCUUACGAGCCACCCAUCCCACACCUCACAUCCGCCACCAUUCACCUCUUCAACAAUGACAUCGUCAUCUCGGCUUUCAGCUAACAGUCAACCUGGGCAGUCUCAGGGUACAUUGUAUUUCGGACCUCCAGGGUCCGAUGUGAAGGUGUUAGUGGAAGCCAAUGGUGUUCUAAGGCAGUGGCGUAUAGCAGUUCCUCCAAUGUUUGGUAUCAUCGACCUCCUGAGGUACCUGGCCCGUGAACAAGCGGAACCCAUCAACCUAUCCACCCUGGAUCCACACUGCUUCGUGUUGACACGUAUGUUGGGUUUACGGAUCGACGAAUCACACAUCUGGACCGUGACCGUGAUAACAUUACAGCAAGAGGUGAUCUUCCAAGAUCGAUGCCUGCCGUCUUCGAAUCUCUUCAUUCUACCUGGAUACACGCUUGUCUUUCGUUACACACAGACAUAGAUACGGAACGGUUACAAAGUGAUUACAACUCUAUCAUGAGUGAAAAGAAAACGGGUAUUGCUUGCUAUGAACUGUAUUACUUCGCCUAGAAUUGGGGUAGAGCUUAUAUUUUGAGAUAUGGAAUGAAGAUAAACGACUUGUCCAAAGACAUGGUCAGUAAAUAUCCAUCAACGGUUCUAUAUGGGAAAUUUUGAUGUCGGCUUAGUAAAUGUGUUUGUCCAAACAAACCCCACUCCCUUAAUAAGUGUAAGAAAUGAAAACCAAUUAUAUAUAUGACUUGGGUGUUGCUGCAAUCAUUAAAAAAUGUGCGAAAAUAUGAUUACCAAGAUCGAUCUACUGUAUUUUUAACUGAGCACAUCAUUUGCCCUUCUUUUCAAAAUUCGAAAGGGUCAUUAUUUUGGGGAAAUUAGUCAGGAUUGAUCUUUAAAGGAAACC
Molecule: messenger RNA, 2249 nt
Organism: Lytechinus variegatus (green sea urchin)
Lineage: Eukaryota; Metazoa; Echinodermata; Echinoidea; Temnopleuroida; Toxopneustidae
Product: mucin-2-like
Exons: 6
Coding region: 150-1814 (554 amino acids)
Source: RefSeq, a predicted model, not a curated record